Messenger RNA from Loa loa (African eye worm), 333 nucleotides. RefSeq lists its product as hypothetical. The coding region runs from base 1 to 333 and encodes 110 amino acids. The record is from RefSeq and is a predicted model, not a curated record. NCBI's taxonomy places the organism in Eukaryota, Metazoa, Nematoda, Chromadorea, Rhabditida, Onchocercidae. The transcript has a single exon.
AUGGAGAAGACAACGACGAUGAAGACGAUGACGACGACGAACGACGAUGAUGAAAACGACAACGAUGAGACGACGAAUGACGAUGACGGGAAAGACGACGACGUCGAUGACGACAACAACAACAACAGCAACGACGAUAACGCCGACGAUAAAAACGACGAAACGACAAUAACGACGACGUCGGUAACGACGACGACGACGACAAUGACGACGACAAUGGCGACGUCGAUGACAACAACAACGACGAGACGACGACGAAUGACGGUAAUGAAGACGACGACGACGUCGAUGACGAAUGACGAUGAUGGAGAAGACAACGACGAACGACGAUGA